AUGGCUCGAGCUAUUCAGGGCUUGCGGAACCCCACAAUAAGCCCGUCGUUAGACAAGCAACAGUUCUACUCAAAUCCGGUCGAGGACUGGGAUCCAAAUCUGCAGCAGUUGGACGUUGUCGGGAAGCAGAGGUUCAAGCCGGGGACUAUGGUUGAGAUUCGGAGGAGUGAAAUCACAGCACACGGCGUUGUCUUAUUCGAUAUCCCAAUCGAAGGACAGUGGGUCGUGCAUACUCUCACUUCAGGCGGGGAAGUUUGGGCACAUGGUGAACAGGACGUCAUGUUCGCGGUUUCAGAAUUCGUUCCGAUAGAUCUCAUUAAACGCUGUGGGGUCAACCUAGUCGUUCAAAGCGACGCUGAAACAUACGCACGCGUAGAGGUUCUUAGACGCUUGCGAGGUCUUGUAGUGGCACAGGAACGUAAACUGGUCGAGCUCUUCUACCCCCUCCGACAAAUCUACGAACAUUUUAAACACCGGGAUCCAAAGCAAUGGUCGGAGAUCACUACUGACCGAGCGGCGAGGUUUUUAGAUCCAAACUCACAAACACCCUCUGUGGUCACCAUGUUCGCUGUUCAUUCGUACCUGUUCGCGAGAUACAGGCAAUUCGUUGCAGACAGGAUGAAUUUCCUGACGACAAGAGCCUUCUGGAUUCGGCCUCAGCAAGACGUGGAUGACAUCAGUGCAGUCGACUCCAUGGUUCUUGAUAAGGACCCGCGCUUGGAGAGCUUCAUCCAGAAGGCGAAGCGUCUUAUCGCAGCUGCGAAAUUGCGAACGCUGAAGACGUGGAGACAGCCCAUGUCGUACGAGCAAGAUUUGGAAAACAAGUUUACCCCGGACGAUAUGAGGAUCAUUCGAUACAUGCAGAGCACGCUGCGGCAACAACGCACUAUUCAGGCUAAUGCAUAUAUAGUAUCUCUAGCUACCAUCAUGAAGAGAAUAGGCGGAUAUGAUUUGGACCGGUAUGACAGCGACGGGGUAUUUCGACUACUUGUAGACAUGGGUGUCCUAUCUCCCUGGCAGGAUCAAGUCUCCUAUGAAUGGUCCGCGUCCGAGUCUCUGGGAUGGCAACAAAAAAUGCAAACCUCAGAUGAUCUCUCUGCCAGGGGGGCUUCGCCCGCUUCUCUCCCAUUACCUCCACGCCGUCCUCUGGGUCCAAAUGACUUCUAUUCACACGACGUCGUCGAUUCACUCCGUCACGACUUCGGCGACAUGCCUGUCUACGUCAUAGACGAUGUACAGGCGCAUGAGCUGGACGACGGCCUCUCCAUAGAACGCAUUCCAAACGAGCCCGACAAUUUUUGGUUACAUGUCCACAUUGCCGACCCAACAUCGGUACUUCCACCAAGCCACUUUCUUGCGCAGCGCGCUCUGGACCGCAAUCAGACAUCCUAUUUUAUCAACAGGACUAUCCCUUUGUUACCUCUCGAUAGCUUUGGUAGCCUCAGUCUGCGCGAGAACGCAUCGCAACGCGUCAUGACAUUCAGUGCAAAAACCGGCAGCGAUGGUCGCAUUCUUGACUACCGUGUCCGACCCGGGAUUGUCAAAAAUGUUCAUAUUGUCAAUUACAGUGGAAUUGAUUCGGCCAUGCAAUGGGACGUUCCUCCUUUUUCAUAUCCAUUCGGGGUCAGCAAGGGCUCACAGCCACUCCCUCUUGAUCUGGACGAGUCGAUGCGGUCCGACAUGUCUCUUCUCCGUGAGAUCGCGACACGUGUCUCCAGAAACCGCGUCAAGAACGGAGCUGUGACGAUGCUCAAUCCCUUUGUAACGAUUUCUGCAAAGUCGGAGAAUUUUCCUCAGGUUCCUCCGUGCCCGACCGCCCCUUACCUCUGGUCUGGAUUUCCUCAAUUGGAAUAUGGAGUAAACGACCAACGAGCUUCGGAAUCUGGCGCGAGGCUUGUUGUUGCGGAAUCAAUGAGGACUGCGUCCCGAGUGGCUUCCAUGUUCUUCAGAGAUCGUGGUGUCCCUACUAUCCGUCGUGUUGUGCAGCAGCCGACGUUUCUCAAAGAAGAAGAUCAAGAACGACUGCUGACUGCCCGUGAUGAGUCCGGGUUCCUCCACUUAUUUGAUUCGCUGGACAUUGGUGUCAUGUUUUCGCCCGCAGAAUACCGUCUUGCGAUCGGGCCGCACUGGGUCCUCGGGAUUCCGGAAGAUGAGGGCUACGUGCGCGUCACGUCGCCAUUGCGGCGCUUCAACGACCUGCUCACGCACUGGCAGAUAAAAUAUGCGCUGCUGGCACCCACACACCCGUCUCCAUGUAUGUUCGACAAUGCAUGGCUGACACAGUUUGCACGGAACCUGGCCAUGAAGGAGAGGCGGGAUAAGCGGAUCGCACUUGGGCACGAGCAGUACUGGGCGCAUGUUCUCGUGGAAAGGUGGAUGAAGGAGCGACAUCUUGGCUGGAGAGACGGGCCAGACCCGCUGGAUUCGCUCACUGCGAUAGUGCUGUCACACUCGGUAUUCAACAGCUACCGGCAGCAAUACCAGUAUCACGCACUCAUUCCGGAGCUUGGGCUCAAGGCGAGAUUGGCCGCUCGUGUUGGUGCGGACACGAUUCCUGUUGGGGCGAAGAUAGCCGUUAAAAUUCAGUCGCUUGCCCUGGGCUUCACGCCUCUUAUCACGGUAGUGCCAAAGCCUGGGUCGACUUGA
Molecule: messenger RNA, 2646 nt
Organism: Fibroporia radiculosa
Lineage: Eukaryota; Fungi; Basidiomycota; Agaricomycetes; Polyporales; Fibroporiaceae
Exons: 2
Coding region: 1-2646 (881 amino acids)
Biological process (GO): mRNA catabolic process
Cellular component (GO): exosome (RNase complex); P-body
Molecular function (GO): 3'-5'-RNA exonuclease activity; RNA binding
Source: RefSeq, a predicted model, not a curated record